AUGUUAAAUCGCAAGAUCACUCUCUCCUUCACGUGCAACGUUUGCGAUGGCCACAACACGCACCAGCUGGACUUCCCCGAGUUCGGGCGCAACCUCGAGGAGUUCAUGGCCAAGAAAGGCACCCCCGUCAAGAGAGUUGUCAUGGACGGGCACGGCCUCUCCCACGUCCAGGUUCCGGUGCCGGGGAAGGACUACCCGGAGGUGAACCCGCACCUGGUCACCGGAGACGAGGACGAAGAGGAGGCGCUGCACGAAGGUUUCGACGCCAUGAGCCUUUUGCCCGGCGCGCACGUGGGCGGCGCCGGCUACCUGCCGGGAGUUCCGCCGCCGCCGCCGCCGCUCCGCCAGGAGGUUGGCGGCGCAGGGGACGGGGAGGAUGUUGUUGAUGGGGACUGGGAGGAGGACGUUGUGGAUGGACCGCCGGAUGUUUGAUGCUUGUGCGAUUGGUAUUGCAGCCGCGUGCGCGGCUCGUGUGAAAAGUCGAUUUUUGGCGGGGGCGUUUCGGCUGGACGGGCAGGCUGAAGGACGCAUCGUGCUGCUUUGUGGUGGUUGAGCUGCGUCGGGUGAAGAGCGAGCGUGUGCCUGAACGGCAGGCGCGGCAGUUUGCUGGGGUGUUGUGGUGGGCAGCUAGGGGUGUAUAUGAUCGAUGCUAGAAGAUAGUAGCGCGUUGUGCGCAACGUGUUUCGGCAUAAAGGGGGGCGGGGGUGACAGAUCCGGUGGAGCGCUUCUGGCGUAGCCCCGAUGUAAGCUGCGCAUAAUUUUGUACAUAUUUCGUGACUCGGAAAUCUUGGCACUGAUGACACCUGUUGCUGCUGCUUGUUGUGCCGCGUUGGUGUCGAUGUUUUGCGCGGCUGCUCUAUUCUCGAGGAUAUUUUUAGCGCGACGUUUGUGUUUGUUCACAAAGGGCUACCACCUGGUGGUGGUGAGGCGAAAGAGGCCGCGCCCCUGUAUGAAAAUGGGUGAGUGAGUGUAGCAGAAUAGUGUUCCGACGAUGAUGAUAGUUCUCAGUUGUUGCAAGUGAUACUUUUGAUGGUGCGCCACUUCUCUUGUGUCCAUAGUCCAAUCAGCGAACUGCGUGCCACAAAUGUUUUUUCUCUCUGCCGUGGGUGUAUGUUGUAUCAAGACGAUGGGGUUGUGAAAAUAGUGGGUCGUCGGAGGUCGACACGCGGGGUGGAAAAGAUGGACUGAAAAAUAGUUAUGC
This is a messenger RNA of Ectocarpus siliculosus, 1201 nucleotides long. The record is from the annotation of a GenBank genome assembly. NCBI's taxonomy places the organism in Eukaryota, Phaeophyceae, Ectocarpales, Ectocarpaceae.